GCUGCGCCCGCGUAAAAUCUUGGCAGGAUCUCUGCCGAGGGCUCGCGGUGCCGAGCUCGUGUUGGGCAACAUCCUGAUAUGUGUAGUCCUUCUGCAAGCUGCAGGCAUCAUCUGCGUCGCCCAGACAAGCCGGUUGCAAGAGCAACUGCCUAUCUUAGCCGCUGUGAUUGGAUACAGUGGGCUAGCGGGGGCUUGUGCAGUUCCUACAUCGGCCGCAGCGUGUCGCUGUUGCGUCAGAGGGGAGGACUUGGACUUUCACCGCCUAGCGCUCGUUGGCUUCGGUGCUGUGACUUUGUUUCCGGAUGUUCAGGGACAAGAAUGGCUGCGAUGUUUACGUGUUGUCUAGGCUGCUGCGGAGAUGGCGGAACGGGGCACAUACCCCUUAAGGAAAUGCCCACCGUCCAGUUAGAUACGCACCACAUGGGCACAGAUGUUGUCAUUGUGAAAAGUGGCCGGAGAAUAUGUGGCACUGGAGGCUGCCUGGCCAAUGCGCCUCUGCACCAGAACAAGAGUUACUUUGAGUUUAAGAUCCAGUCCACUGGUGUGUGGGGAGUGGGUGUGGCUACACAGAAAGUCAACCUUAAUCAAGUGCCUUUGGGCAGAGACAUCAAUAGCCUCGUCCUGAGGCACGAUGGGUCUGUGUACCACAACAAUGAAGAGAAGAGUUGUCUACCUGCAAACAGCCUUCCUCAGGAGGGAGACAUUGUGGGCAUCACGUACGACCAUGUGGAGCUGAAUUUGUAUCUGAAUGGAAAGAACAUGCACUGUCCUGCCUCAGGCAUCAGAGGCACCGUAUACCCUGUUGUUUAUGUGGAUGACAGUGCCAUCCUAGACUGCCAGUUUAGUGACUUCUAUCACGCUGCUCCACAAGGAUUUGAGAAGAUCCUGUUUGAACAACAAAUAUUCUAGAGGAGCCUUUCAGCCUCAGUCUCUCUUGUUGUUGUCGUUGCCCUCCUCUACCUUUACCAACCUGUGUGACACUACAGUCUGACCUGAUGUUAUGACAACUUGUGGCCUGUUUAUGCUGAUGAUCAUUACCUUGUGUCAGUCAUAAUCACCAGAAACACUUUUUCUCUGUUUACUUUAUAUAUCGCAGUGUAUUCGUGUUUUUCUUCUCAAGGCCACACUGACAACUCAGUUUGUAUUUAUUGAGUCACAAAUCAAAGUGGAAUGUCUCUUUGGUAUGAAACAUCACGAACACAUCAAAUUUAUUUUGACCAGCUAGAAUUUGUGGACUAACUCAGGGUCGCUGUCAGUAUUGAAACGACUCAUCAAGGCCCCAUUCACUUACAUAUUUGCCCUCUUUAUUUAAAACCAAUUAAAAAAACAGUGUUUAUUGCAACAGUUGAGAAGCCACGUCCAUGUUUCAGUUGUUUUGACAUUAUAGAGACCAGUGUAGAUCUUCUCUGAGCUGUUGUGACGGUUCUGGAAAAAAAGAUGGACAGGAUUAUAUUUCAUUAUGGAUUUUUAAAAUCACUUAUAAGAACAGGUGUUUAGUUUCCCCAAACCAUUUCUUGUCCUAAAGUAUUUUAUAGAGUAUUUAUUCUAUUCUACUGUGUAUCCUAAUAUUACCAGAGCUGGUGCUGGUCGACUCAGAUUACAGAGUUCCUGUCAGUCUGUUCUGUGCAUUACAUAUCCGCUGAAGUGCGACUGUCGAUUAUUUAAAAAGCUUGUUUUUGUUUGCUCUAAUGUUAUUGUUCAAGCAAAUCCAAAUAUCGCUGAACCAUUAAACGUCUGUGUUGAAGCAUA
Betta splendens (Siamese fighting fish) is the source of this 1749-nucleotide messenger RNA. It is a transcript of the gene spryd7b, whose product is annotated as SPRY domain containing 7b. Lineage: Eukaryota; Metazoa; Chordata; Actinopteri; Anabantiformes; Osphronemidae. The record is from RefSeq and is a predicted model, not a curated record. Gene Ontology annotation, molecular function: protein binding. The coding region runs from base 79 to 909 and encodes 276 amino acids. The transcript has 6 exons.